Molecule: messenger RNA, 1002 nt
Organism: Puma concolor (puma)
Lineage: Eukaryota; Metazoa; Chordata; Mammalia; Carnivora; Felidae
Source: RefSeq, a predicted model, not a curated record
AUGGCGGCCUCCGUGCUGGGUUCCACCUGCGGCCCGAUGCGGCUCGGCGUUACCGGCCUGUGCCGCCGCCGGCCGCCCCGGGGCCUGUGGGCUCGUGCGCGGCGGCUCCCGGGGCUCGCGGGGUCCGGGCGGAGCGUGGCCGCGGCCAGCGGAUCGGGCGCUUCGGGCACCGACCGCUAUUGCAUGGAUCUGCUGCGGAAACGAGACUACGAAGGCUAUUUGUGCUCCCUGCUGCUCCCUGCAGACUCCAGAAGCUCUGCCUUUGCACUGAGGGCCUUCAAUGUGGAACUGGCUCAGGUUAAGGACUCAGUCUCUGAGAAAACAAUUGGACUGAUGCGAAUGGAGUUUUGGAGAAAAACCGUGGACGACAUAUACAGUGACAACCCACCCCAGCAGCCUGUGGCCAUCGAGCUGUGGAAGGUAAAAGCAAAAUGCUACUUUAAAAAAAAAUUUUUUUUUAACGUAUAUUCAUACAGAGAAAAAAAUUUGGAUGACAAACCAUAUCGUAAUAUCCAGGAACUGGAAAACUAUGCUGAAAACACUCAGAGCUCUCUUCUUUAUUUAACACUAGAAAUAUUGGGUGUAAAGGAUCUUCAUGCAGAUCAUGCCGCGAGUCACAUUGGAAAAGCGCAGGGCAUUGUCACUUGCUUGAGAGCAACACCCUAUCAUGGUAGCAGAAGAAGAGUGUUCCUUCCCAUGGAAAUUUGUAUGCUGCAUGGCGUUUCACAAGAGGAUUUUCUACGGCAGAACCAAGCUAAAAAUGUGAGAGAUGUAAUAUAUGACAUUGCCAGCCAGGCACACUUGCACCUAAAGCAUGCUAGGUCCUUCCACAAAAGUGUUCCUGUGAAAGCAUUUCCUGCUUUUCUUCAGACGGUUGCCCUGGAGGACUAUUUAAAGAAAAUUCAACAGGUGGAUUUUGACAUAUUCCACCCAUCUUUACAGCAGAAGAAUACACUACUACCAUUAUCUUUGUAUGUUCAGUCAUGGAGAAAAAGAUAUUAA